ACGUUUUUGCUUUUGUCUUUUAUUUCUUGGUUUUUAAAAUAUAAAAUUGUUAUAUUUUACAUUUAUAAUUUUUUUUUAAGUUUUUACCAUUUUUUUUUGCUUUCUGUGUCAAAAUUUUUUUUUGUUUUUUUUUUUCCACUACUAUUCAGUUUAAAUUUACCUAGUCUGAGAAGUAACAGUGCGUUUAUAACUAUGUUUUUUUUUUAAUUUACCUUAACUUGGAUAAUAUAACCGUUUAAAGAAAAAUAUUUAUAAAAUAUCACCGAACAAGAAAGAACUGCGAAACAAAAGAAAAGAAAAAUGCUAAUGUCCAGGAUUGUUAAAACAUGUAUUUUUGUGCUUAUUUUUGUAUUUUUGAUGGAAAAUACGGACGCCGCACAAUCAAAGCGCCGAAGAUUGCGGCGUCCGAGUCAGUCUUCCUUACCUCGGUCAAAUAUUGCAGAAUCAAAAAAAAGUCCUGUUAGACGCGUUUCUGCUACAGUGCUGGCUGAAGAUAGAAUAGAUCAGCAAACUUCUUCCUCUUCUGUAGCAUCAACAUUGGAUGUAUCAUCUUCACAGAGAUUUCGCGUUCGAUCAAAAAAAAGAAAAGAAAAUACAGCAAAGACUGGUGUUAGCACUAUUAAUAAUAAUGACGCAGCUUCUACAUCAAUAUCAAAGUCUAAAAAAAUUAAAAGUGAGGAACAUGAUUCAAGUCAAAAAAUUGUCUGUUACUAUACGAAUUGGUCCCAAUAUCGUCCAAAAAUAGGAAAAUUUUUGCCAGAAGAUAUUCCAAGUGAUCUAUGUACUCAUAUUAUUUUCGCAUUCGGAUGGCUAAAGAAAAAUAAAUUAAGCUCAUUCGAAAGUAAUGAUGAAAAUAAAGAUGGUGUUCCUGGCUUAUAUGAAAGAAUUAUGUUAUUGAAAAAAUCUAACUCAAAGUUAAAGAUAUUGCUCGCUCUGGGGGGAUGGUCUUUUGGGACACAAAAGUUUAAAGAAAUGUCUUCAACUCGUUACGCUCGUCAAACAUUUAUAUACUCAGCAAUACCAUUUUUGCGUAAACGAAACUUUGAUGGUUUGGAUUUAGAUUGGGAAUAUCCAAAAGGAACAGAUGACAAAAAGAACUUCGUAUUGUUACUAAAAGAACUACGAGAAGCGUUUGAAGCAGAAGCACAAGAACAUAAAAAGAUUCGUCUUCUUCUAACAGCGGCUGUGCCAGUUGGACCUGAUAAUAUUCGGGGUGGGUAUGACGUACCAGCUGUUGCAAGUUAUUUGGAUUUUAUUAAUUUGAUGGCAUACGAUUUUCAUGGAAAAUGGGAACGAGAAACAGGACACAAUGCGCCAUUAUAUGCUCCAUCAAGUGACUCCGAAUGGCGAAAACAAUUAUCUGUUGACAAUGCUGCUAAUUUAUGGGUUAAACUGGGUGCACCAAAAGAAAAACUAAUAAUUGGAAUGCCCACUUAUGGUAGAACAUUUACUCUUGCAAAUACGGAUAAAUAUGGACCCAACUCACCAGCAACAGGUGGUGGUAAAGAAGGCAUAUAUACCAAAGAAUCAGGUUUCUUAGCAUACUAUGAAAUUUGCGAAAUUUUGCAUAAUGGAGCCGUUUAUGUUUGGGAUGAUGAAAUGAAAGUUCCUUAUAUGAUAAACGACGAUCAGUGGGUAGGCUUUGACGACGAAAGAUCUAUCAGAAACAAGAUGCAGUGGAUCAAAAAAAAUAAUUUUGGAGGUGCUAUGGUUUGGACGGUCGACAUGGAUGAUUUUAGCGGAUCUAUAUGUGGUAAUGACGUUAAAUUUCCUCUCAUUACUGCAAUGAGAGAAGAGCUUUUAGGAAUAUCAAGAGGAAAAAAUGCUAUGGAUGUUGAUUGGUCAAAGGUUGCUUCCUCAUUUGAUGAAGAGAACAGUGAGGAACCGGUUAUAGAUAAAACUCCUAUAAAAAUAGACGUAUCAGAACUUUUAAGCAGGCACAAAAAGCCGCAGAAAAAGAUCUCUGCACAUACUGCAUCUUCAAAAAAAAAUGUUCGUCCACCUCAAAUAUUUUGUUACAUGACAAGUUGGUCUUCUAAAAGGCCAGGAGUUGGAAAAUUUGAACCCGAAAAUAUCGAUGCGAAUCUUUGCACACAUGUCGUUUACGCUUUUGCUACACUUAAGGACUAUAAGUUAAGUGAAAGUUCAGAUGAUGAUGCAGAUAAUUAUGAAAAAUUGGUAGCUCUACGAGAAAAAAAUCCUGACUUGCAAAUUCUGUUGGCUAUUGGUGGUUGGGCUUUUGGUUCAACACCAUUUAAAGAACUUACAUCAAACGUUUUUCGAAUGAACCAAUUUGUGUACGAAGCUAUUGAAUUUCUUCGCGAUUAUAAAUUUAAUGGGUUAGAUGUUGAUUGGGAAUACCCGCGAGGAAAUGACGAUCGUGUUGCUUAUGUAAAUUUAUUGAGAGAAUUACGUAUUGCAUUUGAAGGAGAAGCUAAAUCAGCAAACUUACCUAGGCUUCUACUAACAGCUGCCGUCCCAGCUUCUUUUGAAGCUAUUGCAGCCGGGUAUGACGUUCCAGAAAUUUCGAAAUAUUUAGAUUUCAUCAACAUAAUGACAUACGAUUUUCAUGGACAAUGGGAAAGAACUGUUGGGCAUAAUUCACCCUUAUUUGCAUUGGAAUCAGCAUCUGGCUAUCAAAAGAAAUUAACUGUUGACUUUAGUGCUAGAGAAUGGGUUAAACAAGGCGCACCAAAAGAAAAACUUUUGAUUGGUAUGCCCACGUACGGAAGGUCUUUUGAGUUAGUAAAUAAAACUCAAUUCGAUAUAGGGUCACCAGCAUCCGGUGGUGGCCGAGCCGGUAAAUUUACUAACGAAGCAGGCUUUUUGAGCUACUAUGAAAUUUGCACGUUUUUGGCCGGUGAAAAUACGACAUUGGUAUGGGACUCGGAACAACAAGUACCAUUUGCUUACAGAAAUAAUCAGUGGGUUGGUUUCGAUGACGAAAGGUCGUUAAAAACAAAAAUCGAAUGGUUGAAAGACAAUGGAUUUGGAGGGAUCAUGGUAUGGUCUGUCGAUAUGGAUGAUUUUUCAGGUCGUUGUGGAAUUGGAAAAUAUCCCUUGUUAAACGCAUUAAAUGAUGAAUUAAAAAAUUAUGUAGUUCAUUUAACAUACGAUGGACCAUAUGAAUCUAAUGGACCACAAGGGCGAUAUACAACAAAAGAUCCGAAUGAAGUAUCAUGCGCUGAAGAAGAUGGUCAUAUUAGUUAUCAUCCAGAUAAGUUGGAUUGUACUCAUUAUUAUAUGUGCGAAGGAGAAAGAAAACAUCAUAUGCCAUGUCCCGCAAAUUUAGUUUUCAAUCCGAACGAAAAUGUAUGUGAUUGGCCUGAAAAUGUUGAAAGUUGUCAACAUCACACACCAAAACCACCAACAAAAUAAAUUGAUAAAAUAUUCUGAUUUUAAUACGUCUACAAACUAGUUAAAUAUUUUUUUUAAUUUUAAUUUUAAAAUCAAAAUCUUUGGAAAUUAUGUAGAAAAACAAGGGUUUUAUUUUAAAAAAAAUGAAACAAGAUAUAUAUACAUACAUACAUAUGUACUUCAAUUUAUUACUCAUGAAUCACGUAGCAAACGGUUUUUCAAUACUGCCAAUAACUUGAUUAGAUAAAAUAUUUAUGUAUAUAAUAAAGCUUAUUUUUAAUUAUUAAUUUAAAAUUUUUAAAACGGCGAAAUGUCGAACAAUAAAUUUGGAAAAAAAAUAAUAUUACAUUUUUAUAGAUAUCUGUGUUUAUGUAAAUAUUUACUACAAAGUGAAAUUAUAAAAACUUUAAAUGCAGAAAUGGGGAUUCGGUAAAAUUAUGAAAAGAUGCCGAAUAACAUGUGAUUUUUGAUAUAAGAAAUAAAAUAUAGAAUACAAAUUAUAUAUACUUAUAAAGUAUAUUUGUUUAUAGUUUUAUAACGUUUAAUAUGGGAAUUAGUUUACAUUUAUAUACAAAUGCCGUUAAAUUUAUUAUCAAAUUUUCUACAGUUUACUUUUUCAUGCAAGAUUUUCAGGGUUAUCAAAAAUACGAGUAUUAGAACAAAAAAAUAAAAGUUAUAAUGCUUAAUAUAACUACAUGAAAUGUUUUAAAAUUGAUAUCUUACAGCGACAUAAAUACAUUAUGCAUAUAUACUUACCAAAGUGAAAAUUAUUUAUGUACACAAUCUCUGAAAUUGGGAACAUCUUUUUAAUUUUGAGGGCUGAUUCUGUUUCCUAAAAAGCAUGAGAGGCCUAUUGGAUUCUAUUUGUAGGUUUUUUCAAAUGCUCCUCGAAUCCAAAAUUUCUUGUAGAAGAAACCUGCAACUCAAGAUUCUUAAACAGCUUUAUUUCCCUGUUUCUGUUGGGAUUUCCACCCUUUUGCUAAUAAUUGAUGUACUUCUUUUGUUAAAAGAUAUUUUUAAAUUUUUCUUCCAGAGUAUGGUACUGCUAAUUAUUGAAGUUUUAAACUUUUUCUCAAAGUUUUUUACGUAAGUAAGUCUUUUUUACAGGAGUCUUUGAAGAUAAAUAGCUCGAGAAGGAGGAAAUUUGAAUUUAAGAACAAAUAAAGUGUUUUCUAAUAAAGUAAAAUUUUAACCGACAUCUAUAAACUGUAUAAAUUUCUGCCUUGUAGCAACAAAAAUCGCUCCGAAAAUGAUUGAUAGUUUAAGAUAACGGUUAUUUUGUAGAAUUCCAUCGAAGUCGAUGACAUGCGUUAUUAAUUUUUCAUGAUAGAAGUAAUUCCUGGAUUCUGUGUAAUCGCUCAAACAUAGUUACUUUUUCUUUUAAAUUUUUGGAUGUCUGCCUUUUGGAUAUCUUUGGAUGCGUUUAUAUUUGUUUAUCAUUAUAAUUUAGUUUAUAUUUGUUUAUCAUAUAUUAUAAUGAUCUAUUAAAAUAAAACGCAAAAAGCUAUUUUCUUUUUGUAAAUCUAUAAAUAUAUUUAAUUGAAAUCAAAGUGCUUGAAUUUUUCGAUUUAAAACUUAAAGAGUAUAAAUAAUUUUAAAUAGACGUUUUUGUAGUUAUUUUUUAAAAUAUUUAUCAGACGAUUUGC
Messenger RNA from Condylostylus longicornis, 5003 nucleotides. It is a transcript of the gene Cht7, whose product is annotated as probable chitinase 10. Gene Ontology annotation, molecular function: chitin binding; hydrolase activity, hydrolyzing O-glycosyl compounds. The record is from RefSeq and is a predicted model, not a curated record. Gene Ontology annotation, biological process: carbohydrate metabolic process; chitin catabolic process. Lineage: Eukaryota; Metazoa; Arthropoda; Insecta; Diptera; Dolichopodidae. The transcript is spliced from 11 exons. Gene Ontology annotation, cellular component: extracellular region. The coding region runs from base 301 to 3378 and encodes 1025 amino acids.